Amaranthus tricolor (Joseph's coat) is the source of this 1725-nucleotide messenger RNA. RefSeq lists its product as uncharacterized. The coding region runs from base 1 to 1725 and encodes 574 amino acids. The transcript has 4 exons. NCBI's taxonomy places the organism in Eukaryota, Viridiplantae, Streptophyta, Magnoliopsida, Caryophyllales, Amaranthaceae. The record is from RefSeq and is a predicted model, not a curated record.
AUGCAAUGGAAUACUCUUACUCAAGGCAACAAAUCAGUAGCACAGUACAUUCAAGAGUGGGAAAGGUUAUCUGUACUUUGUGAUAUCAGGGAAUCUGAGGAUAUGAGGGUAGGUAAGUUCUUAGGAGGGCUGAGGGAAGACCUUAGGUUGAAGCUCACCACUGUACCUCACCUGACUGUAGCCUUAGCUGGGGAACAAGCCCUGCUACUAGAGCAAUACUCUAAGAAAAGAGUAACACAAACCACUGGACAGUCCAUGACUAGGAGCAUCCAACCCAUGAAUGCGAGGAAUGUGAGCAAUACUGGUUCAUCUUGUAAAACCAACACUAGUGAACCCAAGGGAAAGAGUGUGACCCCAAUUAAAGAUGUUGUCUGCUUUAAGUGUCAUGGUCAUGGACACUUCAAAGUUAAUUUCCCUAACAAUAGAGCCUUCACCGUAGUUGAAUGGGAAGAAAUCAGAAGCAGAGAUAGGCCUAAGACCAUCUUAGUUAGUGUCAAUGGCAGGGAGGAAGAGAGGGGCACCAUCACUAGUGAGGAUGACCCAGAUGGCACAUAUAUACAAAGGGAAUUAGGGGUAGUCAUACCGUAUGUAUCUGAUUCUGAGUCUGACAGGGAGCCUUUAUACUCUGAAGAAGAGAGACAUAGAACCUUGGUGAUUAGGAGGAGUUUUCACACCACCCAUAAGGGAAGGAAAUUUGAUCAGAGGGAAAAUAUUUUCCAAACUAAGUGUAGAGUUGGUGAUAAACUUUGUGACUUAAUCAUAGAUGGGGGUAGUGAAACCAAUUGUGUUAGUCAAGAUUUGGACCAAAUUCUCUGUGAUGUUUUGGACAUGAGUGCCUGCCACAUCUUACUGGGUAGAUCAUGGCAGUAUGACAGGAGGGUGAAACAUGAUGGCUGCACAAACAUCUAUACUUUGAGCUAUACCUCCUCCAAAAACCAAGCAACCUGGGACCUUAUAAGUAGGAAGAGAUGUGUAAGAGAGUUGAGACAAGCAGGAUGUUGUUGGAUCCUAUUCACUAAGGAAGUUGAGCUAGGAGAGACUGAGUUGCCCAAGGAAACUAAACCUAUUAUUGAGGAGUUCUUAGAUGUCUUUCCUGAUGAGUUACCUUUAGGCUUACCACCUAUUAGAGGUAUGGAGCACCAGAUUGACUUAAUACCAGGAGCUGUGUUUCCCAAUAAGCCAGAAUAUAGGACCAAUUCUAAGGAAGCUGAAGAGCUGCAGAGACAAGUGAAGGAGCUUUUAGAUAAGGGGUUUGUGAGGGAGAGCCUCAGCCCUUGUGCUGUGCCUACCUUGUUAGUUCCUAAGAAGGAUGAGACUUGGAGGAUGUGUGUUGACAGUAGGAGUAUAAAUAACAUCACUGUCAAGUAUAGGUUCCCAAUCCCUAGGAUAGAUGACAUCAUGGAUGAGCUAUCAGGUGCACAGUGGUUUAGCAAGUUGGACUUAAGGAGUGGAUAUCACCAGAUCAGAAUGAGAGCUGGGGAUGAAAGGAAAACUGCUUUUAAGACCAAUUAUGGACUAUAUGAGUGGAUGGUUAUGCCAUUUGGACUCACUGGGGCACCUAGCACAUUUAUGAGGCUGAUGACUGAGGUUCUUAGGCCCUUCUUAGGAAAAUUUGUGGUAGUUUAUUUGGAUGAUAUACUAGUCUAUAGCAUAGGAUUGCAAGAAUACCUAGGUCACCUUAGAAGUGAACUUCCUAGGGUUCAUAGUAGGAAAGGAGGGUAUUAG